Parasteatoda tepidariorum (common house spider) is the source of this 3483-nucleotide messenger RNA. RefSeq names its product lysosomal alpha-mannosidase. Gene Ontology annotation, cellular component: lysosome. NCBI's taxonomy places the organism in Eukaryota, Metazoa, Arthropoda, Arachnida, Araneae, Theridiidae. The record is from RefSeq and is a predicted model, not a curated record. Gene Ontology annotation, biological process: mannose metabolic process. Gene Ontology annotation, molecular function: carbohydrate binding; alpha-mannosidase activity.
UAUUUUUCUUUACCCGGUUAAUCUGAAAACAUUUUUCCUUCCUUUUAUUCUAAGCAUAUUUGAUAGGAGUUUAAAAUUUAAUGUUACGUAAAUUAUCAGAUCAGAAAAGUUUUCGUGAAGAACACAUUAAAAUAUUCCUCUAAUGAAGGUCACCCAGUGAAACUUGAAAACGUACGAAAGGCAUUUUAAGCAUGGAAAUUAAGUCUCACAUGAUUAUUUUGCUUAUUGCAAACUUUUUGAAAUAUAUUUCUGCAUCUUCUUGUGGUUAUGAGGCUUGUCCUUCUGGUAAACCUAACAUGUUAAAUCUUCAUAUAAUUAUGCAUACUCAUGAUGACGUAGGGUGGCUGCAAACAGUUGACACAUAUUACGACAUGUGGGUGAAUGAAAUAAUCUCUUCUGUUGUUAGUACUCUCAUGCAAAAUGAAAAUAGAAAAUUUAUCUAUGUGGAGUCUGCCUUUUUUACACGAUGGUGGGAUGAACAGACUGAUUUAACUAAAGAAUAUGUUCGUCGGCUAGUUAAUGAUGGUCGAUUAGAAUUCAUAAGUGGUGGAUGGAGUAUGAAUGAUGCAGCUACUACUCAUUAUUUGGGUAUUAUAGACCAGAUGACAAUUGGUUUGAGAUGGUUGAAUGAUACAUUUGGUAUCUGUGGGAAACCAAAAGUUGGUUGGCAAAUUGACCCAUUUGGUCAUUCAAGGGAACAAGCAUCUUUAUUUGCUCAGAUGGAUUUUGAUGGCCUGUUUUUGGGCCGUAUUCAUUAUCAGGAUAAGUUUCAUAGGGAAAGUACAAAAACAAUGGAAUUAAUUUGGAAGUCUAAUCCAAGUUUAGGCAAGAAAGCUGAUUUAUUUACUGGUGUUCUACCUAAUGUUUAUUGGCCUCCAAAAGGAUUUUGCUUUGACACAUUUUGUUCCGAUGAAGAACUCACAGAAGAUAAUAUAAAUUUUAAGGCUCAUAGUUUUAUAGUUUCUGCUCAAGAACAAGCAAAGUUCUAUAAAACAAAUCAUAUUGUCCUGACUAUGGGGAUGGACUUUCAUUUCCGAGAUGCUUCAAAAUGGUUCCGAAAUAUGGACUACUUAAUUAGUUACAUUAAUUCAUUACAAACAAUUGGAACCAAUGUAAAUGCCUUUUAUUCUACUCCUACCUGUUACUUGCACAGCCUCAACAAAGCAAACGAAACAUGGACAACAAUGGAAUCAGACUUUUUUCCAUAUUCAUCUGGAAAACAUGAAUAUUGGACUGGUUAUUUUACAAGUCGACCGUCAUUAAAGUACUAUGCAAGAAGAUCUAAUGCCAAUUUGCAAAUCUGUAAGCAAUUAGUCACUUUAUCAGACAUUAAAGAUGCUGACUUUAUAACACUAGCUAAAGCACUUGGAGUAAUUCAGCAUCAUGAUGGAAUCACUGGAACUGAAAAACAGCAUGUUGCUGAAGAUUAUAUCUACCAGCUGUCUGAAGGAAAUCAUUUAUGUGAAAAAGCAAUGGGAAAAGCUAUUAGAAUAUUACUGUCUAAAGAAACCAUCUUACCCCGAUUGUAUUUUUGCCAACAUUUAAAUUUAAGUCAGUGUGUUUUUACAGAACUAGAAAAAGAGUUCUUAGUGAUUGUAUACAAUUCUUUAUCCCAUCCUCUGAGAACAUUUGUAAGAAUUCCUGUGACUGGAGAAGGAUAUUCUAUUAGGCAGUUGACCAAACGGAGAAGGUCAGUGCCUGCUCAAGUUCUCCCUAUACCUCCAUCAAUUAUCAGUCUACCUGAAAGAUCUAGUUUAGCUGUGAAUGAAUUAGUAUUUCCCAUUUCACUGCCACCUAUAGGUUUCUCUAUAUACGGAAUAAAGCUAUUAGAUGAUUAUCAACCAUCAGAUGAUAUUGGAAGUGAACGUCUAUCAACUCCUGUUCAAGAUGCAACUAUUCAAAAUGAGAACUUUCAACUUAUUAUUGAUGGUUACUCAGGUCUUCUUAAAGAAAUCAUUCUUCUCAAAAGUGAUGUUAGAGUUCCAAUUAAGCAGUCCUUUUAUUUCUAUGAAGGAAUGCCGGGCUAUAGGAUCGAAAGAGCUUCGGGGGCUUAUGCAUUUAAUCCUCAGCAUGACACUGCCUAUCCAUUGGCUGAUAAUAUUACCUAUAGGUUAUUUAAAGGCCCACUUGUUGAAGAAGUACAUCAAUAUUAUGCUCCUUGGAUUAGUCAGAUUAUUCGCUUAUACAAAGCACAGAAUUAUGUCGAGUUUGAUUGGGUAGUUGGUCCUAUCCCAGUUCAUGACCACAUUGGGCGAGAAAUUAUAACCAGAUUUGAUACAAAUCUUAGAAAUAAUAAAGUAUUUUAUACAGAUUCUAAUAGUAGACAGACUAUGAAGAGAACUCGUGAUCAUCAAGAUACUUUUCCUUGGAAUAUUACUGAAAGAAUCGCUGGAAACUAUUAUCCCGUAACAUCAUGGAUAUACAUGCAGGAUCCUCAUCAAGAUUUGCAACUAUCUUUAUUAACUGACCGGGCACAAGGAGGUAGUAGCGUUGUGGAUGGUUCUUUAGAAUUAAUGGUGCACAGACGUCUCCUUUUUGAUGAUGGUUAUGGUGUUAAUGAAGCUCUGAAUGAACCUGGAUUUGAUGGAAGGGGACUAGUUGUACGAGGAUCACAUUAUUUAACUUUGGGUCCAAUAAAUGAAAUGAAUCAGUUCAAUAAACGAUUGGCUAAAGUUAUUUUCCAUCAACCACUGUUAGCUUUUUCAAAACUUCAGUUUUCAAAUUUGUCACGAACUGCUUUAAAUGAGUUCCGUGGUUUGAAACGCAGAUUACCUCAAAAUGUUCAUCUAUUAACAUUGGAACAAUUGGAUGAUUCGAGAAUUUUAUUACGAUUGGAGCAUUAUUAUGAAAAAGAUGACGGUGCUGAAAUGUCUAGAGCUGUCACUGUUUCAUUAAAUAGUCUUUUUAGACCAUUCAGGGUUUUAUACUAUCAAGAAACAACACUGGCUGCCAAUAAAUAUCUUUAUGAAGUUGAAAAGCUGAAGUGGUCUGUUGCCUAUGAUGAUGAACAUGGGGAAUUGCAAAGUGAUCAACCUGCUGCUGAAGAAGUUAAUGAAAUUGCUGGAGAUGAAACACAAGACAUUGUUGUAAAUGACAGUGAAGAUGACCAGAUGAGAAUUACUCUCAAACCAAUGGAAAUUCGAACAUUUAUUCUCAAAGUUGAUUUUCCUAGCAAUUUAUAGUUUUUAUUUGCCCUUAUUUAUUUUUUUGCCUCACUCAACAAAGCUGUAAAUAGUCUUGCCUACUGCAUUAAUUUUUAGCUAAUUUUAUGACGUUGUAGUCAUGAAAUAAUUUAUUGUUGUAGGUAUAUUUUUGUUUGUAAAAGUUAAAUUGUUUUAAUAAUCAUGUUUGUAUAUGUUGCAUCUAUUUAUGAAUUAAAUGUAUUCUAUGAAAGAUUUGUGUUGUUAAAUUCCAUGUUUUUAACAUCACUGAGCUUGUUAAGUGUGUCUCUCAGCAACUUUAUUCCAAAAAAUAAUUUUGAUG